Perognathus longimembris pacificus (Pacific pocket mouse) is the source of this 2001-nucleotide messenger RNA. It is a transcript of the gene P2rx3, whose product is annotated as purinergic receptor P2X 3. The transcript is spliced from 12 exons. The record is from RefSeq and is a predicted model, not a curated record. The coding region runs from base 216 to 1400 and encodes 394 amino acids. Gene Ontology annotation, cellular component: nuclear inner membrane; plasma membrane. Gene Ontology annotation, biological process: monoatomic cation transmembrane transport; response to ATP. Gene Ontology annotation, molecular function: extracellularly ATP-gated monoatomic cation channel activity; purinergic nucleotide receptor activity; ATP binding. Lineage: Eukaryota; Metazoa; Chordata; Mammalia; Rodentia; Heteromyidae.
CCCUGGGCCAGGGCUGUUGGCUGUCAGAGUGCUAAUAGCAGAGAGAGCCUGGGUACUGGGUAGGAUUGCCUGGCUUACAGGAAUAGGUUCCAUUCCUCCAGUCCCAUUAAGCUGCCCUCUCCUGGCCUUGAUUUCUACCUCCCUGCCCUGAAGUCCUCUGUCUCCCAAGGUGGCCAUCAGACCCCUUCUGGGUGGCCGCUGCGUGCUCUCUCAGCAUGAACUGCAUCUCCGACUUCUUCACCUAUGAGACCACCAAGUCGGUGGUGGUGAAGAGCUGGACCAUUGGGAUCAUCAACCGCGCAGUGCAGCUUCUCAUCAUCUCCUACUUCGUGGGGUGGGUUUUUGUGCAUGAGAAGGCCUACCAAGUGCGGGACACUGCCAUUGAGUCUUCUGUGGUGACCAAGGUGAAGGGCUUCGGACGCUAUGCCAACAGGGUCAUGGAUGUGUCUGACUAUGUGACUCCACCACAGGGCACCUCUGUCUUUGUGAUCAUCACCAAGAUGAUCGUGACUGAAAACCAGAUGCAAGGAUUCUGCCCAGAGAGCGAGGAGAAAUACCACUGUGUGUCUGACAGCCAGUGUGGGCCUGAUCGCUUCCCGAGUGGGGGAAUUCUCACAGGCCGCUGCGUGAACUACAGCUCUGUGCUCCGGACCUGUGAGAUCCAGGGCUGGUGCCCCACGGAGGUGGAUACUGUGGAGAUGCCCGUCAUGAUGGAAGCUGAAAACUUCACUAUUUUCAUCAAGAACAGCAUCCGUUUCCCCCUCUUCAACUUUGAGAAGGGAAACCUCCUGCCCAAUCUGACAGCCGGGGACAUGAGGACCUGCCGGUUCCACCCUGAAAAGGCCCCCUUCUGCCCCAUCUUGCGGGUAGGGGACGUGGUCAAGUUUGCAGGGCAGGAUUUUGCCAAGAUAGCCCGCACGGGUGGAGUUCUGGGCAUCAAGAUCGGCUGGGUCUGCGAUUUGGACAAGGCCUGGGACCAGUGCAUCCCCAAAUAUUCCUUCACACGGCUCGAUAGUGUUUCUGAGAAGAGCAGUGUCUCCCCUGGCUACAACUUCAGAUUUGCCAAGUACUACAAGAUGGAGAACGGCACCGAAUACCGCACGCUCCUAAAGGCUUUUGGCAUCCGCUUCGAUGUGCUGGUUUAUGGGAACGCCGGCAAGUUCAAUAUCAUCCCCACCAUCAUCAGCUCCGUGGCAGCCUUCACUUCUGUGGGAGUGGGGACCGUUCUCUGUGACAUCAUCCUGCUCAACUUCCUCAAGGGGGCCGAUCAGUACAAAGCCAGGAAGUUUGAGGAGGUGAACGAGACAACACUGAAGGUCACUACCCCAGUGGGCCCCAGGGACCUGGCCACUGAGGAGAAGCAAUCCACAGACUCGGGCGCCUACUCCAUCGGUCACUAGGGCCUGGCUAGGGCCCAGAACUCACCCUUAGGCUCCAGAUCUCCCAACAGGGGAACCCUACCUGGGCAAAGUGGGGAGAGGGAGGAAAAAGAGGGGCUCUUAUUUCCUGUGGCUCACCCCUAGGCCACAGAUAAGACACAGUUGGCUGGGUCCCAUUGCUCCAGGAGAAGGUAAUUCUGCCUAUACUAUGCCCUGAAUUGUCACCUUCACCCCUUGCAUGCCCCAUCUGCUUCCUGGGACCCUCCCCCCCCCCCCAGGGAAGCAGCAACCAAGUUAGCUCCCUCCCAAAGAUGAUAUAGAUGAUAAUUGUAGUCCCAUGAUGGCCCACUAAGUGCCAUGCACUUUAAUAUGCACUAUCUCCGUUAAUCCUUAGAAGAAUCCUAUGAGGUAGAUACCCAUUCCCCCAUUUUGAAGCUAAGCUGAGGCUCAGUUGGAAGAAGAUGGAAUCAUUCAGCCCAGAAAGGGAGAAAGCUGGGAUCUGAACCUAGGUCUGACUUUACCCAUACCCAUGAAGGAACAGUGAAUCCUCUGAGUAUGUGCUCUGUUACCCUGCCCUGUCUCCCUGCCCACGAUUAGGACAAUAAAGAGUAAAUCCAAGCUU